AAUAAAGCAAGAAAUCUGGGUGGCCAACUGACAAAGAAUUGGAGGGGAUUGACCAAAGGCUUAGGUAUUGCAGCGCCAUCUUGGUGAUGAAAUGAUGUUUUGUAGCAUGACCUCCACAUAAUGCACCAUCCAUUCAUGGUUUCAUUGACAAGGUGCUAAACAGGGAUGCACCAACCUGCAGCUUAAUCCAAGAUAAACCCCAAAGCCAUGACAUCACAUCUUUAUGAAUAUUAAUCAGCUUAGAGUGGGCUACCUUAUACAGAAUGUGGGCUAAAGCUGUAAUAUAUGCCGGAAUCUGAUUGGCCCGUUGGCUCCCAGUCUACAAUCAGGCUAGUGUCAAGUUUCCCGUAUCCAUUCCAUACAUACAAAAUGGCAGAAGAAAAGAAGAGCAAGGCUGGGUCUAAUGUGUUUGCCAUGUUCCCGCAAGCACAAAUCCAGGAGUUCAAAGAGGCUUUCACUCUCCUAGAUGCCAACAGGGAUGGCUUCAUUGAUGUCUCAGAUCUUCAAUGCAUGUACGCCAAUUUAGGCUUGGAACCAAAAAAAGCUGAUAUUGAAGCUAUGAUAAAAGAAUGCCCAGGUCAACUGAAUUUCACUGCUUUCUUAACAUUAUUCGGUGAAAAAAUGCAUGGAACUGACCCAGAGGGAAGCAUUAAAAGCGCAUUCGAAAUGUUUGAUGACGACAGAAAGGGUAUUCUUGAAGAAGAUUACAUCAAGGACCUUCUAACAAACAUGGGAGACAACUUCACAAAAGAUGAGAUUAAGUCUGUCUGGAAGGAGGCCCCCAUUCACGACAAGCAGUUCGAUUAUGUGCGUUUCACAAAAAUGGUGAAAGGAUCAGAUCAACAGGAAUAAAUGGUACAGCCGCAUGAUCUCCCAAGAGACAAUAAGGAUUUAUCCUAUAUCCUAAGGAUUUAUUCCAUGCCCAAAUCCUAUAUCCAGCCUGGCUUGCAUGGACCAUUAUAACAAAGCAUGAAAUAGACUUUUAAUGUGAAUACUAAAGAAUAGGACAUUUUUUAUGGGAUGUUUUACCAAUGUGGUUCACCACUAUAGAAGGUUAAUUGAAGACACCAUAGUUUAGGCAGGGGGACAUAUUGGUACAACAUAACCACAUUAAAAACAAAAUUUCACUUUGAGGAAAUUCAGUGCUUUUAAACCUCAAUUGUAUCAUUUUUGAAUUUAUUCUUCCAGAUGUACUUCCCAAAUGUUGAGAUUGAGCAUGUCAAAAUUAAAAAAAAAUCAAAAAAUGAUAUUUUCACAUUUCUCUGGCAGUGUUUGAAUUUUUUUAAAUUAUUGAUCCUCCAAGAGUC
This is a messenger RNA of Owenia fusiformis, 1307 nucleotides long. Lineage: Eukaryota; Metazoa; Annelida; Polychaeta; Sabellida; Oweniidae. The record is from the annotation of a GenBank genome assembly.